AUGGCGAAGUAUACUGACUCCGUCAAUCUCCUCCGUUCCGAUUUGUCUCCUGAGUUGACUAUGGAGAUCCUUGGUGCUGAGUUAUGGAACGUUUCUAAGCUCUAUUUUGUGAACAAAUCCAAAGACUUUCGUGGUCCAAUGAGUAUCUUCUCUGAAGCAAAUCAAGGUGAAGUUGCUGUGGAAGGAACAUUAACAGAUAAACUCGAGAUGAGACCACACUGUGGCAUUGAAGAAUACGGAAAGCUUUGUCAAGAGAGGAACAGAAAACAUGUGGCUGAAGCUAGACGCCUAGACACACACAGAUCAAACUUCUUUUCUUUGAAAUUACCUGAAAAGGCUCUUGAGAAUUGCUGUGGACUGCACUUGAUCUCCAAUCCUGUGAUGGUAAAGAAGAAGACUGCUUCAGUGAAGCUUAAAUGGAGGAGUAGAAGCAGUCGUGGUAAGGUGGAAGUGAAGAUACUGACAACCGAAACGGACAUGGAAGCAGCUUCUUCAAGAAACCAACCAACCAGAGGAAUUCUUGAGAGGAAUACUGAGAGAGCUUUGUGUGUACAAUGGCCAUGCGAGAAGCUACGAGCUUAA
Molecule: messenger RNA, 582 nt
Organism: Microthlaspi erraticum
Lineage: Eukaryota; Viridiplantae; Streptophyta; Magnoliopsida; Brassicales; Brassicaceae
Source: the annotation of a GenBank genome assembly